AUACAGCCUGUAGUUUUGGCCACUGUGCGGGGAAAAGAAGAGUUAUGAAUGAAUCCGAGGAGCAGGAUUUGGUGACUGGGCUGGUGUGUCAGGAGGUUGACUUGCAGGAUGGACAGAUGAAAGCAGUAAGCGUUGGGGGCCAGAACCUGCUUUUAGUUCGAACCCAUGGUCAGUUCUGUGCUGUUGGUAACAAGUGUUCUCAUUACAACGCUCCUCUGAUUGGAGGUUCACUGGUUGGCGACAGACUGAGGUGUCCCUUUCAUGGAGCUUGUUUCAAUGUUAAAACUGGAGAUAUUGAGGAGUAUCCUGGUUUGGACUGUCUGCCCACCUAUAAGGUCAAAGUUCAGGAUGGCAAAGUCUAUGUUACCAUCACCAAAAAAAAUCUGAAUGUGACCAAACGGAUGAAGCCGAUGUGCAGCGUGGAACCAGACGUCCACCAUACCGUCGUACUGAUAGGAGGCGGCCCCGCCUCCCUGGUGUGCACUGAGACGUUUCAGCAGAACUCCUACCAGGGUCGAAUAAUUAUGGUGACCAAAGACUCCCUGCCUCCUUUUGACAAACCUAAGCUGAGUAAGUCGAUGAAUGUGGAGAGCAGCAGCAUCCUUCUCCGAUCAUGUGACUUUUUGCAGCCGUUUGGGAUAGAGGUGUGGACAAACAAAGAGGUUGUUUCUGUUAAUACAGCCGAUAGGAUGCUGAAGAUAAGUGAUGGAACGUCACAGACUUAUGACCAGCUCCUCAUUGCAACCAGAUGCAGGGCUCGGGUGGUCGACUGUCCUGGUUGGAACCUGAGUGGAGUGAAGUUACUGCAGAAUUAUGAAGAUGCAAAGGAGAUUCACACUUCCUGCCUUUACCGGAACGCUGUUGUCAUCGGAACAUCCUUCAUAGGUAUGGAGGUGGCAUCUUAUUUAUCAGACAAAGCUGGCAGCGUGGUCGUGGUUGGUACCAGUACUUAUCCAUUUGAACACUCGCUGGGGCCGGAGAUCGGCAAGAUGUCCAUGCAAAUGCUGGAAGACAAAAAUGUUAAGUUCUAUAUGAAUGACAGCGUGGCUGAGAUCAGAGGGGAAAAUAACAAGGUGAAGGCGGUGGUGCUGAAGAGCGGUGCUGUGCUGAAUGCUGAUGUGGUGAUACUGGGAAUUGGUGUAAUCCCAAAUUCAGACUUCUUGGUGGGAAGUGAGGUGGAAGUGGAUUUCAGAAAAGCUGUUAUUGUUGACGAGUUCAUGAGGACCAAUGUUCCUGACGUCUUUAGUGCUGGAGAUGUUACUGCCUUUCCUCUGGCCAUACGUGGAGGUCAAAGGGUCAGCAUUGGUCACUGGCAAAUGUCAAAUCCCCAAGGAAGAGUAGCUGGCCUAAAUAUGAUAAACAAACCAACCACAAUUGAAUCUGUGCCGUUCUUCUGGACCAUGUUGGGUGGAAAGAGCAUCCGAUACACAGGCUACGGGGAAGGACAUACAGAAAUCAUAUUCAAAGGCAGCGUGAAAGAGAGGACGUUUCUGGCAUUUUACAUAAAAGAUGACGUGGUGGUAGCAGCAGCCGGCGUGAUGUUUGACCGUUCUUUGGCUCAUGUGGCGGAAAUGAUGUCCGAGGGUCGGCGGAUAACCAAGGCACAGGUUCAAUCUGAUGACCUGAGCUGGCUGCAGAUGUGAGCACCUCUUUCCUCUCUAACCUUCACACGUGUGCCAAAUUAAAUCGCUUCAUUUACUGCCUCUUCGCCACCAGGAAACCAGACAGACCUCUGCUGUUUGUCAGAGCACUGGAACCAUAGCAACAAGGCAUUGUUAAAUUUGCACUUUGUACACUCAGCUGAUAAAAAUAAACGGUUUUCCGUCUG
Messenger RNA from Thalassophryne amazonica, 1828 nucleotides. Its product is annotated as apoptosis-inducing factor 3-like. Gene Ontology annotation, molecular function: oxidoreductase activity, acting on NAD(P)H; 2 iron, 2 sulfur cluster binding; flavin adenine dinucleotide binding. The record is from RefSeq and is a predicted model, not a curated record. Lineage: Eukaryota; Metazoa; Chordata; Actinopteri; Batrachoidiformes; Batrachoididae. Gene Ontology annotation, cellular component: cytoplasm.